AUGUAUCCGACUCAUGAUGUUGCCAUCCUAUCACCAUCUAUUGAUCUACCACAACAACAAAAACAACACCAACAACAACCAUUAAAUAUCAAAUUCUCUGUUUGGCAUACAUUUAAACAUCAUAUUCCAAGGUUUUUAAUUACUAUUAUUAUUGAUGUUAUUCUACCGCUUGUUAUCUAUAUACAUCUUCAAAAAUAUAUCAGACCUGUUUUUGCACUUUUAAUUGCAGGUAGUCCACCUUUGUUUAUGGUUAUUUUCAAAGCUAUAUGGUUAUGUACGUUUGAUGCACUUGGAUUUCUCGUUUUUUUUUCUUUUGCUGUUACUGCUUUGGUUGCUGUUAUUUCACGUAAUCCGAUUAUACUUUUAUUAGAAAAAUCUUUAAUAACUGGUGUUCUAUCAUUUAUUUUUGGUAUAACUUUAAUACCAUUUCGAUGUUUAAAACAUCGUUGUCGUUGGCGACCGAUGGCUUAUUAUUUUUAUCAAGAUUUAGUACCAACAAAACGAAAGGAUGUUGGUUUACCUGAUAAUUUAUUUUCUAAUGAAAAUGAACAAAUUGAUAAUAAUUAUGUUAAACUUAAAGAAGAAGUAACAAUAGAAAGAGUAGUAUCUCAUAAACAAGAAGUUGCUCAAGUGUAUGAAUGGCUUUAUUUAAAUUGUAAAUCAUUUCGUUUAUCAUGUAAAUUAAUAACAAGUAUUUGGUCAAUGGGAUAUCUUAUGGAAUUUCUUGUACGAAUGUCACUUAUACUUGCUCAUUUUUCCGUUAAUCAAAUUGUUAUCUAUGGACAUAUUAUACUUAGUUUGAUAACAGUAUUAAUGAUUUUAUUCACAGUUAUUUGUAUAACAAUCGAAAGAAAAUAUACAUUAGCAUUUAUUGAUCGUUGGAGAAUAGAAUAUUAUAAUACGCAACAAUGUCAACAACGAAGAUCAUCAGAUUUAUCGUAUUCAAUAGUAAUCGUUAACAGUGAUUCAAAUUGUAUUUUAAGUGUUAAUGCAUGA
Messenger RNA from Adineta steineri, 996 nucleotides. The record is from the annotation of a GenBank genome assembly. Lineage: Eukaryota; Metazoa; Rotifera; Eurotatoria; Adinetida; Adinetidae.